Messenger RNA from Cylicocyclus nassatus, 1983 nucleotides. NCBI's taxonomy places the organism in Eukaryota, Metazoa, Nematoda, Chromadorea, Rhabditida, Strongylidae. The record is from the annotation of a GenBank genome assembly.
UUUCAGGGUAUGGGGCUACUGACGAAGGGAAGCCCUCUCAGUUGGCCAGAAACCGUGCCUCAUCUGGAGUAUAUUAAGAAGCAUGGCAUCUACCAGUUCAUAAACCUCUAUCAUCGUUUGAAAAAUCGCCAAGGGGAUCAGCUGAAAUGGGGCGACGAGAUUGAAUACACAGUUGUGGCAUUUGAUCACGAACAUAAAAAAGUCAGGGUGUCAUGUCGUGCCGAAGAAUUGCUCUCGCGUCUGCAAGCUCAAGAAGAGGUCAAUGCUUUGAUCGGUACUGUAAAUCACUUUUUAUGGCGACCAGAAUUCGCAGCCUACAUGGUUGAGGGAACUCCAGGCGUACCUUAUGGAGGACUGUUAGCAUGUUUCAACGUUGUCGAAGCAAAUAUGGUUGUGCGUCGCAAGGAAGUGCACAAAAUGCUGAAAAAGGGUGAGUCUGUCCUUUCCAUUUCCUUCCCUUCACUUGGCGUCCCUGACUUUACUUCUCCACCGAUGAAGCCGACACCGGCAGAGGAUGGUCCCGGACGUAGCAUCUUUUGGCCUGAAGACGCCGUAUUUUGUGGACAUCCGAGAUUCAAAAACCUCGUGAAUAAUAUUCGCGGUCGCAGAGGAGAAAAAGUUGUCAUCAAUGUGCCGAUUUUUAGGGAUAAAAAUACGCCGAAUCCAUAUAUAGAAGAUUUGAGUGCUCUUGGUGAGGGCGACAUGAUUAGCGCUGCAAAGCCAGAUCACAUCUAUAUGGAUCAUAUGGGUUUUGGUAUGGGAUGCUGUUGCUUACAGGUAACUUUCCAAGCCGUAAAUGUAGAAGAAGCACGAUGGUUAUACGAUCAACUCACUCCUAUCACUCCCAUCCUUCUCGCUUUAUCAGCCGCAACGCCUAUUUUUCGGAGCAAACUGGCCGAUGUUGACUCACGAUGGGAUAUUAUUAGCGCGAGUGUGGAUGAUCGAACGGCCGAGGAAAGAGGGCUCGUGCCGCUGAAGAACUCGAAAUGGAGGAUUGCGAAGAGUCGUUAUGAUUCUACUGAUUGUUACAUCUAUCCAUGUUCAGUGGCUUACAACGACAUACCGCUACAGUAUGAUGAAGCAAUCUAUCAACAGUUGCGAGAUGGAGAUAUCGAUGAGCCAUUGGCUAAACACAUUGCUCAUAUGUUUAUAAGAGAUCCACUACAGGUGUACCGCGAACGGAUCGAACAAGAUGACGAAAAGUCUACAGAGCACUUCGAAACGAUUCAAUCUUCAAACUGGAUGAACAUGCGGUUCAAGCCACCACCACCUGAUGCCUCUGAGAUCGGCUGGCGAGUGGAGUUCAGACCAACUGAGGUGCAGCUCACCGACUUCGAAAAUGCUGCUUAUUGUUGUUUUGUUGUGCUUUUGACUAGGGUCAUAAUCUCAUUCCGCCUCACUUAUUUAUUGCCCAUCUCCAUGGUCACUGAAAAUAUGAAGCGAGCACAGAAAAGGGAUGCUGUCAUCAACGAGAAGUUUUUAUUCAGAAAAAGUCUGGCCACGUGCAUCUCAGCUCCUGAGAAUCUCAAAGGAGCUCCGCAAUGUGGUGCCCCAAGCGAUGAGAUCGGCGAGAUGACCAUCAAUGAAAUCAUAAAUGGCAAAGACGAAGGAUUUCCCGGCCUUGUCCCACUUAUCAGGCAAUACUUGGAUAGCGCUGAUGUAGAUGUAGACACUCGUUGCACGAUCUCGCAGUAUCUGAACUUCAUCUCGAAGCGAGCUACUGGUGAGAUCUGGACGCUAGCUCAUUGGAUACGACAUUUCGUUGAUAAGCAUCCAGCGUACAAGCAUGAUUCACAAGUACCAGAUGAAACAGUGUAUGACUUGCUCAUGAGUAUGGAUGCGAUAUCAAGCGGAAAAGAGCAUUGUGAGAAACUUCUCGGAUGUUAUCGAUCGAAAACCGACCAUUUGAUUCCGAGCGCAGUGCGACGAGCCGAAGAAAGCUUUGUGAUGAGCAAACAAAAACAGGGUUCCUCAGAGCUUUGA